This is a messenger RNA of Sus scrofa (pig), 3459 nucleotides long. It is a transcript of the gene ZCCHC24, whose product is annotated as zinc finger CCHC-type containing 24. NCBI's taxonomy places the organism in Eukaryota, Metazoa, Chordata, Mammalia, Artiodactyla, Suidae. The record is from RefSeq and is a predicted model, not a curated record. Gene Ontology annotation, molecular function: zinc ion binding; nucleic acid binding.
CUCCACCCGCGCGCGCUGCUGCUGCAGUCGGGGGGAGGCGGCGGCGGCGGCUGUGGGCAGUGCGCGGGGUGCAGGCGGUCGCCGUCGGGGCUCAGGCGGCGGGCAGUGGGCGCAGGCUCCCCGGUGCCCGCCCCUCCGCGGGGGGGGGGCGCGAGCGGGCGGCCGGGGUGGGGGGGGCCGGCACCGCCGCCACAAAAUGAGCCUGCUGUCGGCCAUCGACACGAGCGCCGCCUCGGUGUACCAACCCGCCCAGCUGCUCAACUGGGUCUACCUGUCGCUGCAGGACACACACCAGGCGAGCGCCUUCGAUGCCUUCCGGCCCGAGCCGCCCGCCGGCGCCGCGCCCCCAGAGCUGGCCUUCGGCAAGGGCCGCCCAGAGCAGCUGGGCUCGCCCUUGCACUCCAGCUAUCUCAACAGCUUCUUCCAGCUGCAGCGCGGAGAGGCGCUGAGCAGCAGCGUGUACAAGAGUGCCUCUCCCUAUGGCUCCCUCAACAACAUCGCCGACGGCCUCAGCUCCCUCACAGAGCACUUCUCUGACCUGACCCUCACCUCUGAGACCCGCAAGCCCAGCAAGCGGCCCCCACCCAACUACCUGUGCCACCUGUGCUUCAACAAAGGACACUACAUUAAGGACUGCCCCCAGGCACGCCCCAAAGGCGAGGGUCUGACCCCGUAUCAGGGCAAAAAGCGCUGUUUCGGAGAGUACAAGUGUCCCAAGUGCAAGAGAAAAUGGAUGAGCGGGAACUCUUGGGCCAACAUGGGACAGGAGUGCAUCAAGUGCCACAUCAACGUGUACCCACACAAGCAGAGACCCCUGGAGAAGCCCGAUGGCCUGGACGUGUCUGACCAGAGCAAGGAGCACCCCCAGCACCUGUGCGAGAAGUGCAAGGUGCUGGGCUACUACUGCCGGCGCGUGCAAUGACCCGGCCGCCCACCAUGCCCCACCGCCCUCCUGCCAGCUGGAGAAGACGCAACCACCCUGCAUGUCCCCAAGUGUGCACGUGCAAGGGGGCAUCCUCAAAGGCUUACAGGUCUGGUGGGUGGGCUCUUAUGUUCUUGUAUGUUGACAAACAGUGUUAACUGACGUAGCUGCCGCCCCACAAGGCCCGCUCUCUGCGACUCUCUACAGGUGGGCCUGGGUCUGUGUGGAGGGGACAAGGUGAGCAGAGGUCAGCGCACAGGACCCCACAGAGCCUUCAGCGUCCCCUGCAGGCUCUCCUCUGAGACUCCCUUUUGGGUGAGCAGCCUUACAUUGGCCACAAGUGCACUAAAUUUACUGUGAAUCCCAGAGCCUGCAGGGGAUGGUCUCCCAAAACCAGCCAGGUGGCCUUCUCCCACCCAGAACCUUCCAGUUUGCCCUGUGUGAAAAGCCACUCUUGGAAAGCCCUAAUUUUCUAAGUCAGUGCUCAUGGCAAGCUGACUCCUGUUCUAGCAGCUGCUGGGGAGCGGGCAUCUCUGCCCCCUGCCACUUUGAGCCCCAAACCUGACUGCCUCUGAAGCCACUGGCAUUGCACCUGGGCCCCGCACAUCUCCCCUCCCCCUACACCCCAGAGGUCAGGGAUGGGGAGGCACUGAAUGUUGGACGGUGCUCCAGCGUGUGACCUGGGGCACAGAGGGCAACACCCCCUCCCCCACCACAGACUUCCCCCACGCGUUUGGAUUUUGCCAGCCCUAUCCCCUUCCCUUCUCCUUCCCCUCUCACCCAUGCUGGGGAGCCACACCCGGAAGGAGGCAAUAGGACCCAGCAGGGAAACCACUCUGGCAGGAAGGACCCAGGCCUGGCAGUCCAAAGACCUGGGUUUUAAUGCUGACCCCGCCACUGAUGCACUACAGAGCCUUGAGAAGGAUUCUCACCUCUGGGCCUCUGUUUCCCCACUAAGAGAAAGAGAGAGUGACACCAGAGAGGCCCAUUUCUGUCCUGAUGUUCUGGAAUUCUGCCUGGCUGGGUGCCAUCUCCUGGAGCAGAGAGCUUUAUUUGGAGAGUUUCCCCAGGCUCCCUACCCAUCCCCUUCCCACUAUCACCCAUCAGUCAGUCACUUAAGAAAUCAGGUGGAGGGAUGCAGGUCCUCCCCUGUUGCCCCCUGCAACCCCAGCCAUGUCUUUUGUCCCCUACCCUGCAAACGUGAAGGAGAAAGGUCUCCCCCUCCUUACAGGGCAACCCCAAGACACGCUACAGAACCUCUGGUUUGCAAAGUGGGGACAAUGAUUCCUACCUCCUGAGGGGGCGGAGAGGCCUCCUGGCACUCACACUGGACAGGCCUGCCGAUGCUGUCCUGGCUAGUGGGAAGGAUUGCCUUCCUCUCUGCUCUCUCCCCCAUGAGAAGCCCUAUUUGCUUUGUCAUAUUACCCUUCCUUUCUCCCAGGGCUGGGUCCUUUGAUGUUGCCCCAACAUUAUGCCUCUGUGGGAAAAAAAAAAAAAAAAAAAAAAAUCAGACCGCGGAAUGGGCCUGAAAUUCAGUGUUUACCACGGCUCAAGGACACCCAACCUGGGGCCGGUCGUCUUUGGUUUUCAAGUGAAAAUGCUUUGUACAACUGAGGAGUUACGGCAAAGUGUUAAUCAGGGGUCCAGGGAGUGAGUUGAAGAGAUGGAGUUGAGAGUAUUUGCAGCCAGAGGGCUGCAGGGUAGAUUGGGGGGGGCCAAGCCCUCUGAGCACUUAGGAAGGGUGUGUGUGCUCCAGCCUGAGCCCUGUAGCUGCCUCCCUCCAGGCCUGCAGGGGCAGAACGCCCGCCACCAACUGUGAACGUGCUUACCGCCCACUGAAGAAUCCCUCUGCCCCCUGCCUGCUCUACUGUGUCAAGGUGAGCCAGAGUCACCCUGGCCCUGGGUUCUCUGUCCCCGAGAAGCUGUCACUGUCAGUCAUCCUCGUGUCCCUCUAAAGAGAGCAUUCACAGGGGUGGCAGUGUCCUGGUUUCCACUGCGAGGACAAGGCCCCAAGACUUCCAGGGACUUGGCCCCACGGGGAGGACCUGGGCUUCUGGGUGCUUGGGCUGAGGUUGUGCGGGAAGUCCACAUCCUAGAAAGAACCCAGGCUCCAGACUCCAGAAGGAAUAUCACCCCAAAGUGACCUUUGCAGUGGGCUUGUCCAGCUGGCAGUCACUGCCGCUGCCAUCUGUGCAGAAUCAGCCACUGUGGGGGGGCUGGGCCCUCCUGCCUGGGGCAGCCCUUCCAUAUUGCCCCCGCCCCAUGGCUGAAUUUGGGAGCUCUGUGUGGUCAGCAAAAGCCACUGCUGUCCAGGCUGGUGCUGUGAGAAUUAAGUGCUCAGAGGGCCCGGGCGUCCAGGAGACAAGAAAGUGUGUGGUUUCAGUAUGUUCAAAAGGGACAAUCGCUUGCAGUUAGUAGAUCUAGCGAUCUAGUUGGGAGAUAAUGGUGUUUACCCCAUAUGAAGUAUUCAAUAGUUCUACUUGUGAAUUUGUAUUUAUUUUGAGUUAUACUUGACACAGAAUUCCUUUUUUUUUUUU